This is a messenger RNA of Ochotona princeps (American pika), 2135 nucleotides long. Its product is annotated as solute carrier family 26 member 10. The transcript is spliced from 18 exons. Gene Ontology annotation, molecular function: sulfate transmembrane transporter activity; bicarbonate transmembrane transporter activity; chloride transmembrane transporter activity. Gene Ontology annotation, biological process: transmembrane transport. The record is from RefSeq and is a predicted model, not a curated record. The coding region runs from base 21 to 2081 and encodes 686 amino acids. Gene Ontology annotation, cellular component: membrane. Lineage: Eukaryota; Metazoa; Chordata; Mammalia; Lagomorpha; Ochotonidae.
UGGAAGUGGCCAAGAACACAAUGAGUGGGCUCCCGGGCGCUGCAGCUUAUCCUGGCAUGGCAGAGUCCUCUGAUCCCAAGUACCCUCUGGGUGCCAGGCUCAGGGAGCCUCUCACAGAGAGUCGCUUCCAGCAGCUCUUCGGGGGCGCCAAGCAGGAACCAGAGCUGCCGGCAGAAUCCCUCUUGCCAAGGUUAUGCAGGCUGUGGAGGCUGCGGGCUGAGGCUUGCUCCCGGUCGGGGGCGUGGCGCCUGAUGCUAGCGCGGCUUCCCCCGCUUCGCUGGCUGCCUCUGUACCGCUGGCGGGCCUGGCUGCUCGGGGAUGCCGUGGCCGGAGUGACCGUGGGCGUCGUGCACGUGCCCCAGGGCAUGGCCUUUGCCCUCCUGACCUCGGUACCCCCUGUGUUCGGACUGUACACUUCUUUCUUCCCGGUCCUCAUAUACAGUUUGCUGGGCACCGGGAGACAUUUGUCCACUGGAACCUUUGCAGUCCUCAGCCUCAUGACCGGCUCGGCGGUGGAGCGCCUGGUGCCUGAGCCGCUCGCGGGGAACCUGAGCGCAUCAGAGAGAGAGCUAUUGGACGCUCAGAGAGUCGAGGCGGCGUCGAUCUUGGCCUUCGGGAGUGGGGCGUUGAUGCUGGGGAUGUUCGCGCUGCAGCUGGGUGUCCUGGCCACCUUUCUGUCCGAACCUGUGGUCAAGGCGCUGACCAGUGGGGCCGCCCUGCACGUGCUCGUGUCCCAGCUGCCUAGCCUUUUGGGCUUGUCCCUCCCGCGCCAGAUAGGCUGCUUCUCUCUCUUCAAGACGCUGGCCGCCGUGGUCGCGGCGCUGCCCCGAAGCAGUCCGGCCGAACUGACUAUCUCGGCUCUCAGCUUGGCGCUGCUGGUGCCGGUCAAGGAAUUGAACGUGCGGUUCCGAGACAGGCUGCCCACCCCGAUCCCCGGGGAAGUCGUCAUGGUGCUUCUGGCCACCAUUCUCUGUUUCACCUCUUCUCUGGAUACAAGAUACAAUGUUCAGAUAGUGGGGUUGCUGCCUGGAGGAUUUCCCCAACCCCACUUCCCCAACCUUGCUGAGCUGCCCAGGACUCUGGCCGACUCAUUGCCCAUUGCGCUGGUCACCUUUGCUGUGUCCGCCUCCCUGGCCUCCAUCUACGCAGACAAGUAUAGCUACACCAUUGACUCCAACCAGGAGCUUUUGGCACAUGGUGUCUCCAACCUCAUUUCCUCCCUCUUCUCUUGCUUUCCCAACUCGGCCACGCUGGCCACCACCAGCCUCUUAGUGGACGCAGGUGGGAAUACACAGCUGGCAGGCCUCUUUUCCUGCACGGUGGUCCUGUCUGUGCUGCUAUGGCUCGGGCCCUUCUUCUACUACCUACCCAAGGCUGUCCUAGCUUGCAUCAACAUUGCCAGCAUGCGCCAGAUGUUCUUCCAGAUGCAGGAACUGCCCCAGCUCUGGCACAUCAGCCGCGUGGACUUUGCUGUGUGGAUGGUCACAUGGGUGGCUGUUGUGGCCCUGAAUGUGGACCUAGGCUUGGCUGUGGGCGUGGUCUUCUCCAUGAUGACCGUGGUCUGUCGUACUCAGAGGGUGCAGUGCCUGGCUCUUGGACUCGCUGAAGGAACAGAGCUCUACAGGCCACUCAGGGAGAGCCACAAGCUUCUCCAGGUGCCAGGGCUCUGCAUCCUGAGCUGCCCCACACCUCUCUACUUUGGGACUCGUGGGCAGUUUCGCCGCAGCCUGGAGAGUCACCUGGGGCUUGGAGAAGAAGAGAAGGAUGCUCCAAAGCUGGAGGGCAUACCUGGUACAGUGACUGAGCCUGUCAAAGUGGUGAUCCUAGACUUCGGUGGUGUAACAUUUGCAGAUGCUGCUGGGGCAAGGGAGGUGGCACAGCUUGCCCACCGAUGCCAAAAGGCUGGCAUCCAUCUCCUCCUAGCUCAGUGUAGUGCCUCAGUGCUGGGGACCCUGACUCGGGCGGGCCUCCUGGACCAACUGACCACAGAGCAGCUGUUUGUCAGUGUCCAGGAUGCAGCUGCUCAUGCCCUGGAGAAACUGGAACUCACUGGCCCGAAGAUUUGCACUGUGUGGCUCUGAGCCAGUUGCUGACAGCCCCGAGGCCCCAUCUGUGUGAGGAGGCAUGGCGCCUGC